This is a messenger RNA of Centruroides sculpturatus (bark scorpion), 1775 nucleotides long. Its product is annotated as fatty acyl-CoA reductase 1-like. Lineage: Eukaryota; Metazoa; Arthropoda; Arachnida; Scorpiones; Buthidae. Gene Ontology annotation, biological process: long-chain fatty-acyl-CoA metabolic process. Gene Ontology annotation, cellular component: peroxisome. The record is from RefSeq and is a predicted model, not a curated record. Bases 135 to 1775 code for a protein of 546 amino acids. Gene Ontology annotation, molecular function: alcohol-forming very long-chain fatty acyl-CoA reductase (NADP+) activity. The transcript has 15 exons.
UUUACUACAAUAAUAUGUAGAAUUUCCUUGUCUAAUAAAAGACGAGGAAAUUCUGCAUAUUUUUAUUUUACGUAUUCCAGAGAAACUGAGAAGUCGAAUUCCUCAUCGCAUUUUGUGGAUCCACGAGGAAAACAAUGUCCAUAUUGAAAUUUUACGAAAAUCGUGACAUAUUUGUAACUGGAGCUACGGGAUUUUUGGGAAAAAUUCUUCUAGAGAAACUGCUGAGAACUUGCAAUGCUAGAAAAAUUUACAUUUUAGUUAGAAGCAAGAAAGGAAUGUCCGUGGAUGAGAGGAAGAACGAAUUGUUUCGUUGCAAAAUUUUCGAAGAAGUUUUAUUGAAAAAUUCGGAUAUUUCGAACCAAGUGGAAUGUAUCGAAGGCAAUAUGUCUCGACAGAAUUUGGGAAUUUCCUCUACUCAUAUGAGUUUGAUAAAGAAGAAUGUUUCGGUAGUGUUUCACUUGGCCGCUUCAGUUAAAUUCAACGAACCUUUUCGAGAUUCUUUCAUGAAUAAUGUGGAAACGACGAGAAAUCUGAUCGAAGUUUGUCGCCAAAUGGAACAUUUAUUGGUAUUGGUGCACGCAUCUACAGCUUAUUCGUUCUGCAAUAGAGAGGAAGUGGAUGAGAAAAUCUAUACAAUGUCCAGAACGUAUGAAGAAUAUAAGAUUAUCGCAGAUCUACAAAUCAAUCAUUCAUUAGAGAUAACAGAUGAAAACAUUUUAGAAGGUCGACCCAACACCUAUACUUUAACAAAAGCCAUAACAGAAAUUUAUCUAAAUAAUUUCUGUAGAGAUUUGCCUAUAAUAAUUGUUAGACCUUCUAUUGUAGGAUGCACUUGGACGGAACCUAUUUGCGGAUGGAACGACAGCUUAAGCGGUCCAAAUUCUUUAAUUGCGGCUGGAGUGAAAGGACUUAUCAGCACCAUGUGGACUGAUGAAGGUAAACGCCUGGAUUUAAUUCCUGCAGACACAGCGAUUAAUUUGAUGUUAGCUGCGGCUUGGAGAAAGACAAUAAUUCCUCACCGAAGAGAAGAUGAAAUCCCAGUAUACAAUUGCACUUCAGGAUCAAUAAACCCGUUAACUUGGCGCAUGCUUUUAGAAUGUUUAACCGUGCUACGUUGGAAUUAUCCUUCGGAGAAUAUGUUUUUAUAUCCAGAAACCGUAUCUAAGAGGAAUUAUUACUGGAAUCGUGUAUGCAUUGCGAUGCAGCAUUAUUUUCCUGCAAUGUUAUACGAUACAUUUCAAGUUGCUGUCCGCAGAAAACCAAUGAUGAUGAAAAUCUACAAAAAUGUUCACAAGACGAUGGAAGUAUUAGAAUAUUUUUGUGUAAGAGAAUGGAUGUUUCGAGCCGAUAACGUGGAGAAAUUAUUUAAAUCCAUGUCGACACAAGAUAAGCAGAACUUCAAUUUCGAUAUUUCAAAGCUCAGUUGGGACAAGUACUUGGAAAAUUACGUUCUGGGCACGAGGAGAUACGUUCUGAAGGAAGACGACUCGACCAUCCCGCGAAGUCAAAAAACUUUAUUAAGGCAAGCUUACGGAUCGUUUCAAGAAAUCAGGAAAUUCAGUUAUCUGCAAAUCUGCAUCACUAAGAAGUUAAAGAUACUGAAUUUCAUGAAGAGAUUCGGAAGGAUUCCUCUCGGCAUGAGCUGUGGCGAUUUCUUUGUCAUUACCAGAAAAACUCCCUUAAAGGCGAGCGAAGCGCUACAUUCUGCAUUUUCUAUUGUUUGUGAUGUGCGAAAAUCGUCGCGUCGUUGUGGAACUUCAACACUAACGCUCUAG